Molecule: messenger RNA, 675 nt
Organism: Adineta ricciae
Lineage: Eukaryota; Metazoa; Rotifera; Eurotatoria; Adinetida; Adinetidae
Source: the annotation of a GenBank genome assembly
AUGGCUGACUAUCUCGCAUCGAUAUUCGGAACUGAAAAAGAUAAAGUUAACUGUUCGUUUUUCUUUAAAAUUGGUGCCUGUCGACAUGGUGAACAUUGUUCAAAAUUGCACAACAAACCGACAUUCAGUCAAACCAUCUUAUUGAAGAAUUUGUACUUAAGUUUGGAAAAUAGUUCACAAAAAGCCGAUAAAUCAUUUAUUGCCGAUGAUAUUACUGAAGAACGUAUUCAAGAGCAUUUCGAUGAUACGUUCGAAGAAUUGUUUGUUGAAUUAGAACGAAAAUACGGCGAAAUCGAAGAGAUGAACAUUUGCGAUAAUCUUUCGGAACAUUUAGCUGGUAAUUGUUAUGUAAAAUUCCAUCUUGAAGAAGACGCUGAAAAAGCUGUUGUUGAUCUUAACAAUCGUUGGUUCGAUGGUCGUGCUCUUGUUGUCGACAAUAUCAAAUGGGAUAGGAAACUUAAUUCCAUGGCCUUGUUAUUUCAGUUGAGUUCACAAUAUUCGUCCUCUAAACGGGAUUGUCCUCGUGGUGGCUUCUGUAAUUUUAUGCAUCUGAAACCAAUUUCGAAAGACCUGCGAAAACGUCUGUAUCAACGGCGUCAGAAGAAGACACAUGGUGGUUCGCGGUCACAAUCUCGCGAUCGUUCACGAUCUCGCGAACGAGAUCGUCGACGUUAA